Polychytrium aggregatum is the source of this 945-nucleotide messenger RNA. Its product is annotated as DNA-directed RNA polymerase III, subunit Rpc31. The record is from RefSeq and is a predicted model, not a curated record. Bases 78 to 689 code for a protein of 203 amino acids. Gene Ontology annotation, biological process: transcription by RNA polymerase III. The transcript is spliced from 7 exons. Gene Ontology annotation, cellular component: RNA polymerase III complex. Lineage: Eukaryota; Fungi; Chytridiomycota; Chytridiomycetes; Polychytriales.
CCUUGCAACCCACACAUCCAAGCGAUCGCUGUCCACCGCCAGCACCGGCACUGCAUACCCAACCACUCGCAGCGGCCAUGAGCAGAGGCGGAUUUCGUGGAGGCGGCCGCGGAGGCGGAUCGUUCGGCCGGGCACCAGCACAUGGGCCAGAGAUUCCCGACGGCAUGAUUGUUUCCUUCCAUGAGAUUCCGCUCUAUCCGGACUUUGUGCUGCCCAUUCCCAAAGUCCUCGGCCCCCAGGAGGCUAUCAUCGUCGAGAUCGACCAGCAGAUUGCCGAGGAUUUGAAGCAGACGCCAUACUAUAUCGGACCUCCUCCCCCAAAGCCCGAUAUCGAGCGUUUCUCGGACAUUUACAAGAAGGUCCGCAGCUCACGAGCACUGACAGAGACGCCGACCCGCCAGGAUCUGUCGUUCUUUCCCGAGGAGCUGCACGGCGUCAAGGACUUUUCGAAAUCCAAACUUGGACAACGCCUGCUCGAAAAGAACAUUGACCUGGAAGCCAUUACCAGGAGAGCCCAGGAGCUGGACAAGCUUGGUCUUUCUCGGGAAAACGACGAGGACGACGAAUGGAACAACCCGGAGGAAUACGACGACUCAGAGGAGGAGGGCGGCGAUUACGGCGAGCUAGUCUGGGACAUGGACCACUACGAUGCCUACGGCGACGACUCGGACCACGGGGACGACGAUUGAUGUCAAAUGCGUCUCUGUCCAAGUUGCAUCCAAUUUCCCUCGCCUGCCCUCGUCUGUACCUGCUCAUCGGCCCGAUCCAAUAGGGUCACCAAAUCACCUCCAGACCGGAUCUGCCCGCAAUGGAUUGCUGGCCCGCUUCAACCUCCCUUCAAUCACCUUCAAUCCGCUCUGGUGCUGUGCCCCUACCUUCGGGUUCCUAUGCAGCGAGCAGUCCUGCAUCUGCGGCAGACAAUACACAACCACAUUCCCGAUCGGA